Molecule: messenger RNA, 1714 nt
Organism: Tuber aestivum (summer truffle)
Lineage: Eukaryota; Fungi; Ascomycota; Pezizomycetes; Pezizales; Tuberaceae
Source: the annotation of a GenBank genome assembly
CCAUGAUAUGCAGCUCCUCAUCUUCACCUUCCUUCUCACCUUCACCCUCUCCCUUACCCUCCCCCUCUUUCCAGCCAUCCCCUCUUCCUCCCCUUCACCCUACACGGUACGAUACACCCACCACCUCUCAGUGCACAAGGAAGCAAACAGGAUGUCUAUCCGUAACUCAGAGACAGCAAGGCAUAGGUGGGAGAUCGAAAGGAUCUGGCGCCGUCUCCGUGCUAGAGAUCACUCCUCCAGCCCGGCCAAUUAUGACACAUUCACGUUCCGGCCAGGCGGCCAAGCGGCUGUUGUCAGAAACCCCUUCGAGAAGCUAUCUUCGGAUUCUUUUACAGCUCCCAUCCCCACCAUUGCUCCUAGGGGGUUCGACAACUCGAAAUUAAACCCGAGCACGGUUUAUAUAGACCAGGUAUAUUCGAGCCAAGCAGGACAGUGAGCUCUUCCCCCUCUUGCCGACGUUUUUCUCAAGAUAGAACAUGAGCUGAUGGAAAUAGGGAAAAAUUCUACCCUCGACAUGCGCACGACCAUUUUCCCAUUUCGAUCCCGGCCAAUAGUAGGAUAACCACUGAUUCAAGAGAGAAGAGCUUGAGCCCUCAAAAGCCACUUCAGACCGGCACGAAAAAUUCCGGGCCAGGAGAGGCACUUGGAGGGGGCUCCCGUGGCCAGUAUGAGAAGGGGGAAAAAAAAAGAAAACUGAGUGGGUGUGGGAACUAUGGAAGUGGGAGAAACCUGUGGAUCGGAGCAUAGCGAACCCACGAAUGCAGGGGAGGAAGAACCAGAGACCGCCGAGCGCGGGCGGAGCGGAACUAAGACCAUCGAUAGCGGUAAGGUUAACAGCGAAAUCGAAGAUACUGAGGCUGAUCCAGAGAAUUGGUCUGGCGACGACAAGCCUACCGGCACCACGGACGACAGCUAUGGGCAAAACCUCGAUGACCCGGUAGAAACGGACUUACCACGCGGGCUAAAGGUGGCUCUCAAUGAAGUCCACUAAAUUCAUUCUAGCUCUCUUCCUAUUGGUAUCAUAUCCUAUACCAGCUCGGAUCACUUCCCCUUUCUUUUUCCUUUCAUACCUUGAUUAAGCCAUUAACCUUUGUUAUCCACUCCCUUGUGUCCCUACUUUUAUUUUACUUUGGUUAUACACGACUCUAGUACCUGAAUGACCCUAGUAUCUGCUGUAUUAUAGAGUGUUCGUACAUGUUCAUCAACCCAACCACUUAGACCAACUCAACAUCUUCUCCCUCGUACUAAUAGCGCAUGGAGAACAAGUGGUAACAGGGGGUUAAAACAAUUACUGUGCCCAUAGUAUACCAUAGCAGAAAUCGUAUAUAGUCCGACACAACGGCUCCUACGGGUAGAGAGAGCCCAUAUAUGUUAGCAUCAGAGCCAGCAAGAGAGAUUAGAUCAUAUUAGGGGUCUUCAAAAUAGUACUUGCACACCCAAGUUCACGAUAUGGUCCUUUUAAGUACUCUAAAGGAGGAAGGCCUGUUCUGCUCUGCGUCCGGUUGUUUGACAUGAGGUCCUUCCUCCGCGCAGAUAAUACUAACAUUGCCAGUGUAAGGUUAAAAAAAAUAUAGAACGAAAUUCCCGCCACAGUGACCUGCUAUAAUAACAAUCCCGUGCAAAAUGUUAAUAUCGCUCAAUAGUCCCCUCCGUACACUAAUUGUCACAAGAACUCUCAAAUAGAGCAUCCUAGAGGAGCCUGUUGUAACCUAAC